UUAAUGACAAUGACAUGUAUAGUUUGAAGUGUUUUGAAGAAAAGUAGAAACAUUGUUUUACACUUUUAGUGCUAACUUUGGAUCUAUUACUACAUCGGUAAAAUGUCUGUAAUAGCCCCAGAGUUUCUUAAUUUUAUUAAAAGGUUAGAAGAUAACGGUGACAAAUUGGUUCCUGCGUCUCCGACAGAACAACCUUUGGAGUUUGAAUUUAAUAACUCCAGCUGUUAUGUAUGCAAUGGAUAUUAUGGGCCGAGUUUUGGAGAACCAGUUUGCAUAACUUGUCAUGCGUUUUUGUUUCCCGACUUCCCUUCACAUUUGCCAAGUUCAUACUUUUGCAGUGAAAAAACUGAUGAUGGAGACUCAGGGAAUGACGAGCCCUCAGAUUUGAACUAUAGUUCCGAACGGAGAGUGAACAAAGCUUGCCCAUUACCAGCAUGGUGGUAUUACAGAAACUCAUUAGACAGUGAAACGAGUCCAGAGGAUGAGAGUCGAGCUAGUAAUUCAGGGCCCGGAGCUAGUGGCAGUGGCAGCGGAGGCAGUGGCUCUGGCCCAUCAUCUGCUCACCGAGAAGGUAUUGAGGACUUGGUUGGUCAUGGUCCUCCACCACAGCCACCCAGCCUAGCGCUGUCACUGCAGGCUCUUUCAACACCUCGGCCACCAGAUAACUUGGCUCCUGGUUUGGUAGAGCAUCUACCAGCUGAAGUGUUGCUAUGCAUCUUCCGUUACCUGGACGACCUGUCCUUGUGUGCGUGCUCGUGUGUGUGUGUGAGGUGGCGCCGCCUGGUGGUGGCUAGAGUGCCGCCGCCUCGCUGGGCAGCCUUCGCAGCCACUCGCUGGCCGCUCUUCAGGCCACUGUUGGCCAACAUUGAUUGGCACAAGAAGUACCAAUCAUUGGUGGAGUCCUGCUUCUGCCGUAACUGUCUCGUCCAGAUGUUCGUUCAGGCUCAGCCCGCUGGCGAUGAGAGUGCUUGGAGGAGAAACAGGCUUAAGAUCGAGCUUAAGAUGCUCCGUAAUGAUCCCCCAGAGGGCAUCGCUGCUACUCCGCUAGACCCCAAGUGUUGUCACUGGCAGGCCAGUGUGACUGGACCUGUGGGGUCACCAUACGAGGGAGGAGUCUUCUAUCUUUACAUACAAGUCCCUUACUCCUACCCCAUGGGUCCGCCUGUGGUUCGGUUCCUGACUCGUAUCUUACAUCCCAAUGUGUCUCGUCAUGGGGAUGUUGGUAUCGACUCGGUUCAUCACAACUGGUCACUGGCCCUCACUCUCUCUAAAGUCCUCAUCUCCAUACAGAGUCUGCUGACGGAUCCUUAUACUGCGGUGUGCAUGGAACCGGCAUUGGGUGACAUGUACGUUAGAGAACGCAGCCGCUUUGAAGCGCUCGCUCGUCGCUGGACGUGGCGAUACGCUAUGCACGACGUACUACCGCAUCUUACGCGAUAUUAAUUCAAACCAACAAGCUAUACAGCGCUUUCAGCUUAUAUAAAGGAAGAUAAUAUUAUAAAUAUUAUUCUCUGUACCGUAUAAAUCUUUAGGUCAUGAUAAAAAAGAUUUAAUAAUUGUUUAAUUUUAAAAUAAUAACACAGGAAUUAAAUGUUAGAUUAAAUGUUUUGUAAGACAUGCUGAUCUCAUGUUCCAGUUAGUGAAAGCUGGAAGAUCUGGACAUAUUUUUUACAUUCUUUUCUUAAAUUAUUAGGAUUUGUAGAGAAUUCUUAUCGACUUGUGGGCUGGAGGAGUGAGGUUUUGAUUUCAGAUCAUGAGCUCAGUUGUAAGUGGAAAUGUAAACAUUUUUGUAUAUAUUUAUUCUUCGCGAAGCAUAUUUAGUAUUUAAAUAAACAAGAAAAAAGCAAGUAAAAGAAAUAUUACUUCAAAAA
Molecule: messenger RNA, 1871 nt
Organism: Danaus plexippus (monarch butterfly)
Lineage: Eukaryota; Metazoa; Arthropoda; Insecta; Lepidoptera; Nymphalidae
Gene: morgue
Exons: 9
Coding region: 103-1443 (446 amino acids)
Molecular function (GO): protein binding
Source: RefSeq, a predicted model, not a curated record